Messenger RNA from Elaeis guineensis (African oil palm), 4259 nucleotides. RefSeq names its product protein GIGANTEA. Lineage: Eukaryota; Viridiplantae; Streptophyta; Magnoliopsida; Arecales; Arecaceae. Gene Ontology annotation, biological process: response to stress; regulation of circadian rhythm; regulation of long-day photoperiodism, flowering. Gene Ontology annotation, cellular component: nucleus. The record is from RefSeq and is a predicted model, not a curated record.
CCAGACCAGGACCAAGAUUGGCGAAGUAUCUAGCGCUCCCUCCACCCAAAAAUAAAAGCAAUAACUUCCUUAAAAAUCUAUUUUUCUCCCUCUUCCUUCCCCCAACUCCCCCUCCUUUUCAUCCGAAGAAGCCAACAAGAACUCGUAAUCCCUAGCUUCUUCCCCAAGGAACGAUCGAUCCAGAGAAUCGGAGAUUGAUUGAUGUCUCUGAGAUCAGUUCAGAUGCUUCAUAAUCUUGUGUUGGAGAUAUAACUCCGGGAGGGCGGUUGAUCGAUGACCUGGAGAAUAUUUCUUUUUUGGUGGAUUUAAAGAGAGUUGAGCUGGCCGAGGAUUCUUGAUUCGAGGUAUUGAGGAACGGUUUGCGCGAUUGUACGAACGCUGCAAGGAGGGAGGGAGUCAAGUCUUCUCUAAGGAAUUGGGAUGUCUGUUUCUUAUGAAAAGUGGAUCGAUGGGCUCCAGUUCUCGUCUCUGUUCUGGCCUCCUCCACAAGAUGAACAGCAGAGGCAGGUGCAAAUAAUGGCCUAUGUUGAAUAUUUUGGUCAGUUCACCUCGGAGCGAUUCCCAGAAGAUGUAGCUCAGCUAAUCCAGAAUUACUAUCCAUAUAAAGAAAAGCGCCUUUUGGAUGAAGUAUUGGCAAUAUUUGUUCUUCAUCAUCCAGAGCAUGGCCAUGCUAUUGUCCAUCCUAUUCUUUCACGUAUAAUUGAUGGGACAUUGGUUUAUGAUAAGAAUGAUCCUCCAUUUUGUUCCUUCAUAUAUCUAGUCAGCCAAAAUAAUGAGAAAGAGUAUAACGAACAAUGGGCUUUAGCAUGUGCGGAAAUUCUGCGGGUGCUCACUCACUAUAAUCGACCAAUUUACAAGUCUGAGCAUCAUAGUAGUGAAGCGGACAGAAGCAGCAGUGGCAAUCAUGCCACUACAAGUGACUCCAAUGAGGGAGAAGCUGCCAAUUCACUUCUGCAGGAGCAUGAUCGGAAACCAUUGCGGCCAUUGUCUCCUUGGAUUACAGAUAUCUUGCUUGCUGCACCUUUGGGCAUCCGAAGUGAUUAUUUUCGAUGGUGCGGCGGUGUGAUGGGCAAAUAUGCAGCUGGUGGAGAACUAAAGCCUCCAACAACUGCUUGUAGUCGUGGAUCUGGGAAACAUCCUCAACUUAUGCCAUCCACUCCUCGAUGGGCUGUUGCUAAUGGAGCUGGAGUCAUAUUGAGUGUUUGUGAUGAGGAAGUAGCUCGCUAUGAAACUGCUAAUUUAACAGCAGCUGCUGUUCCUGCACUUUUGCUCCCUCCUCCCACGACUCCAUUAGAUGAGCAUCUAGUUGCAGGGCUGCCUGCUCUUGAGCCGUAUGCUCGUUUAUUUCAUAGGUACUAUGCAAUUGCCACUCCAAGUGCUACACAGAGGCUGCUUCUUGGACUCCUUGAGGCACCACCCUCAUGGGCUCCAGAUGCACUCGAUGCUGCUGUACAACUUGUUGAACUCCUCAGAGCAGCUGAGGACUAUGCAACUGGCAUGAGGCUUCCAAGAUAUUGGAUGCAUUUGCAUUUCCUGCGUGCAAUUGGCACUGCAAUGUCCACGAGAGCCGGUAUUGCUGCAGAUGCUGCAGCUGCUUUACUUUUCCGCAUACUCUCACAGCCUGCGUUGCUUUUUCCUCCACUGAAGCAUGCUGAAGGGGCUGCAGUCCAGCAUGAACCCCUAGGUGGCUACCUAUCAUCCUAUAAAAAACAGCUAGAAGUUCCUGCUUCUGAAGCCACUGUUGAGGCAACUGCACAAGGAAUUGCUUCUAUGUUAUGUGCCCAUGGUCCUGAUGUCGAAUGGAGAAUAUGUACCAUAUGGGAAGCUGCAUAUGGCCUGCUUCCUCUGAGUUCCUCAGCUGUUGAUCUGCCUGAGAUGGUGGUUGCAACCCCAUUGCAACCUCCUACCUUGUCUUGGAAUUUGUACUUGCCCCUUCAAAAAGUCUUGGAGUAUCUGCCACGUGGAAGCCCAUCUGAAGCAUGCCUCAUGAGGAUCUUUGUGGCUACUGUAGAAGCUGUACUGCGAAGAACCUUUCCACCAGAAACCUCCGGUGAUCAACAAAGAAAGACAAGAGCUCAUGGCAGUAUGUGGUUUACAACUAAGAAUCUGGCUAUUGCUGAGCUUCAUACGAUGAUUCAUUCACUAUUUCUGGAAUCUUGUGCAUCUGUGGAUCUUGCCUCCCGCCUACUUUUUGUGGUACUUACGGUUUGUGUCAGUCAUGAAGCUUUGCCCAAUGGAAGUAAAAGACCAACAGGUUGUGGUAGACUUUUCCCUGACGAGAACUUUGAGGAGCCACAGACAGUUAAUGGGAAAACAUCUACAAGAAACAGAAACAAGAAAAAACAAGGUCCUGUUGCAACAUUUGAUUCUUAUGUUCUGGCUGCUGUAUGUGCUUUGGCUUGUGAACUUCAGCUGUUCCCUUUGGUUUCAAAAAAUGGUGCAUAUUCAGAUUCUAAAAAUUCUCCAAAGAUGGCAAAAACAGUAAAAAAUGGUGUGAAUAACGAGUUACAGAAUAGUAUUUUUUCUGCAGUUGAUCACACUCGUAGAAUCCUCAGUAUUUUGGAAGCCCUUUUCUCGUUGAAGCCAUCAUCUGUUGGUACAUCAUGGAGUUGUAGUUCCAAUGAGAUAGUGGCUGCAGCUAUGGUUGCUGCUCAUGUUUCUGAGUUAUUUGGACGAUCCAAAGCCUGCAUGAAUGCUCUCUCUGUUCUGAUGCGAUGCAAGUGGGACACUGAGAUUUCUGCAAGGGCAUCUUCACUUUAUCAUCUUAUUGACAUACAUGGAAAAAUUGUUGCCUCCAUAGUUGACAAGGCAGAACCCAUUGAGGCACACUUGGUGCGUGCACCAGUACGGAAAGAUGAUCCAGUGCAGUUCAGUGGUAGAGGACAAUCCAGUUCUGCAAGUAGUAGCAUCUCUGAGUUAGAGGACCCUACAUCAUCAGAGUCUAAGAGUAGUUCUUCAGGAACAUUCCUAACAUGUCAAAAAGACAUUAGAUUAAAUGAUGUUAUUGUAAACACGGCAGGGAAAAAUAUAGCAAGUCUGCCAGUGGAUGCAUCAGACUUGGCAAACUUUCUUACAAUGGAUCGAAAUGGAGGACAUAACCAUGGCGCACAAACUCUGCUAAGAUCUGUUUUUGCAGAGAAACAGGAAUUAUGUUUCUCUGUUGUUUCAUUAUUAUGGCAAAAGUUAAUUGCAGCACCAGAAACACAAAUGACUGCAGAAAGUACAUCCGCCCAUCAAGGUUGGAGACAGGUAGUAGAUGCCCUUUGCAAUGUUGUUUCAGCAUCACCAACAAAAGCAUCAACCGCUAUUGUUCUCCAGGCGGAAAAGGAUUUGCAGCCCUGGAUUGCAAGGGAUGAUGAACAAGGUCAGAGAAUGUGGAGAAUCAACCAGAGAAUUGUAAAGUUGAUUGUUGAACUUCUGAGAAAUCAUGAUAGCCCAGAAGCACUAGUAAUUAUGACAAGGGCUCCAGAUCUUCUUCUUCGGGCUACAGAUGGAAUGCUUGUUGAUGGUGAAGCAUGCACUUUGCCCCAGUUAGAGCUUUUGGAAGUAACAGCUAGAGCAGUUCAACUAGUUGAGGACUGGGGAGAAUCAGGCUUGGCAGUCACAGAUGGCCUCUCAAAUCUGCUGAAGUUUCGUCUGUCAGCCACAAUCCGUUGCCUUUCUCAUUCGAGUGCGCAUGUGCGUGCUCUCAGCACAUCAGUUCUUCGAGCUAUAAUGCAUGGCAACCCAACCAAGUCCACUACCUUUAUGCAUGGGGAUAGGCAGGGCCUCUAUGAUCCCUCUUACCGAAGCUUGAGCGCCGGCGUCAUCAACUGGUAUUCAGACAUUGAGAAGUGCAUAAAAUGGGAAGCUCACAGCAGGCGUGCAACUGGGUUGACGCUUGCUUUCCUUGAUGCUGCUGCCAAGGAAUUAGGCUGCCCUCUUACCUGUUGAGAUCUCUAUGUGGAUCUGUAGCACUCACUAUCACAGUGGUGUGCUGCAGGUCUGAAAACAAUAGAUUGCUGAGGUAUUUGGUAGCUGAGUUCGCAUGCUACCAUCAUCUCUCAUAUUUGGAUGAUGAAACUUAACAAAUUGUUAACCAUCAUUGGCUUUUUUUAACUUGUUGGUUUGGAGAAUGUUGGUACGCACAAAUGGUCAUAGUUUUCUCAUUUGUAGAUGCUGAGCAACACGUUUUCAUCAUUGUAGUAUGCAUGAAAAGUUGCUGAACACUGAAGAAUGAACCGGUUUUUAUUUUAUAAUAGAACUGUACUUUUUAGUCA